Paecilomyces variotii is the source of this 1755-nucleotide messenger RNA. RefSeq lists its product as hypothetical. The transcript has a single exon. The record is from RefSeq and is a predicted model, not a curated record. Lineage: Eukaryota; Fungi; Ascomycota; Eurotiomycetes; Eurotiales; Thermoascaceae. The coding region runs from base 27 to 1622 and encodes 531 amino acids.
GUUGGUAUUCAUCUAUACCAAAAUAAAUGCAUAUUUCCAUACCUCAGCAGCUUUUACUUACUCUGGUCGUAUCUUUUACCGUUCUUCUUUGCCAGACCAGUAUAAAAUGGCUUCGUGGCCCAUCAGUAGUAUUACCUACAACGAUGGACCAACUACCACCCGAUCAGAAGGCCCGACUCCACGAAGUCGCUGAUUCCUUACUCGAGAUAUACCAGACUCUGGCAAGGAUGCGCUUCAUCGAUCCAGAAGGUAUUCAAAAAGGGCCCCAUGACAUCAAGGACCUACUCCCAUUGUACGAAGAGCAUGGCCUGGACCCGUCCAUCAUCUAUCUCUACAGCAUUUUACCAUACAUCGAUACCGAUCUCGCUGGCAAUCGCGACUUCUUCCAUGGUGGGGAAUUUGCUGACUUCCGCGAUCCUGAGCAUGUGGAACAGGGUCGCGAUCCCUUCUACGGCGAUCCCCAAGGAGAUGACUUUGAGGCUGAGGAUGGUCCUUACAUUCGCCCUUGGGUUACGCCUUUGUCUCAGCUCGGUAAUCACCAGAGUGUUAUCAUCUAUGAUGCACGAGAGCACCAAAUCUGGAUUAUUGAUCAGGAAGGAUGGUCUAGCACAGAUCAAGCAUUGAGUGAUGUACCUAAUGGUGAAGUGAGGUGUGCGAAUUCUAACAGUUUCGAGCAUAUCCCUAGUCGACCAGCUGGGGAUGUGCUGCGGGAUAUUAAUCGCUGGUACUUGACACUUGAAGAAAUACCAGGAGGGGGUGACAAUAGCGGUGGUGAAUGGAGUGAUUGGGAUUUGGAUCUCAAAGGAUUGUAUCGGGAAAACGGAUGGCCGGAUAAUUUUGAUGGCGACGCAUUUCAGGCCGCCCAAGCACGCGCAUAUGCCGCUUCCCGAGCCAAGUAUUUCGCAGAGGAGCCAUUGAGAGCGGUGGAGAAAUACAAAGAUUGGUUCAAGUACUUGGACAGACAGGUCCGAACUAACCAAGAGAAACUUGAUACUGCGAAGACGAAGGAUGAGGAAUGGUGUGCGCGCUUUGAUCUCUGGAAAGCGGAACGGCUGAGAAAACGUAAUGAAGAUGACCUUAAGAAGGCAGAAGAAGAAGUUGGCAGACUGUGUCCUGGUGGUGUAUGCCAGAGAAAAGAAGACCCUCCGUUGUGGGAAUUGGAAAUGCUACGCCAUGAAUACAAAUGGAAGCAGGAAAGCAUCGAAUCCAACGGAGAUGGGGCAGAAGAUCUCGAGUCUGACCCGGAACAGGUGCGACAAUUCCGUGUUCAACUCCGCCAAAGAGAGAAGAGCGCCAACAUCUACCGGAUGGCAUAUGAAGCGGCUAAAGCUGAUGCUGAACGAAUGUGCCCCGGAAAGACCUUCCAAUCAGCCACAGGGAUUAAGUCACUGGGGCGGCAGGACACAGUGACCAGCAUACAAUUCCAUAAGGAUGCAGUCGUCUCGCUGCAACAAGGCGUGCAGGACCUCAGAGAAUGGGCAGCUCGACUUCCUGAUGAUGCAAAGAAAGCAAGGGAGAUGGUCGAAAACGAUAUUCAGCAGCAUGAGCGAUCUAUCAAGAACAUGAGAGAUAUGCAAAAAAGAGCAGAAGAUUGGCUCGAACAACACGGAAAUACAGAAUAGUCUGGCUGUAAGAUUACUAUAGCAGAUUGAGCAGUCUUUUAAUCACUAUGCUAUAAAUUUGUAAUCGCCACUAGAAACAUUUGGUUGUACGAUGCCUGACUAGAGUCUAGAGUAAUGUCUUGAGGAGAAGACG